GGGUGCACCGGCCCCCGUGGGGAAGCCGAGACGCAGCAGAGGAAAAGGACAGGUCUAGUGCCACUCGACGAGCUAGUGGCCCGAUCCAGCCAGGCUUUCUUCUCGUUCCAUAAAAAACGUGCCGAACGCACACGAAGGGCCAGCCCCAUCGCUAGGCUCUGAGAAAACUUCGGUGACUGGUGUGGACGUGGUUGCUUCCUAUCCGGGGGGUACCGUUUAGUGGGGGGAGUAAAUUAUUAAACGCACAACCCUGCAAGUACAAGUGCGUAUUCAAGUCGUGGCCGUUACUGUGGAGAAGACAAAAAAUAAACGGGGAGCCCUGUGUUGGAGAGAAUGGUCAGGGAAGACUUCCUGGAGGAGAUGGCAGUUAGGCUGCAACUUGAGAAGUUAUGAGAUGUGAUAAUGGAUCAUCAUGUUUCCACCAUCAAACCUCGAAGGAUCCAGAACCAAAAUGUCAUUCACCGCCUGGAACGCCGACGGAUCAGCUCGGGCAAGGCAGGCACCCACUGGCAUCAGGUCCGAGUAUUCCACCAGAAUGUCUUCCCCAACUUCACGGUCGUCAAUGUUGAAAAGCCUCCUUGUUUCUUGCGUAAAUUCUCACCUGAUGGACGCUACUUUAUUGCUUUCUCUUCAGACCAGACGUCUCUCGAGAUCUAUGAGUACCAGGGCUGCCAGGCAGCCGAGGACCUACUGCAGGGCUAUGAGGGGGAGAUCCUGUCCAACGGCAAUGACCAGCGGUCGGUCAGCAUCCGCGGCCGGCUCUUUGAACGCUUCUUCGUCCUGCUGCACAUCACCAACGUGGCCGCCAACGGUGAGCACCUGAACCGGGAGUGCAGCCUCUUCACUGACGACUGUCGCUGUGUCAUCGUGGGCUCAGCUGCCUACCUCCCGGAUGAGCCGCAUCCUCCUUUUUACGAAGUGUAUCGCAACAGUGAGUCCGUGACCCCCAACCCCCGGUCCCCUCUGGAGGACUAUUCCCUCCACAUCAUUGACCUUCACACCGGCCGCCUAUGUGAUACGCGCACCUUCAAGUGUGAUAAAGUGGUCCUGUCGCACAACCAAGGGCUGUACCUGUACAAAAACAUCCUGGCCAUCUUGUCAGUGCAGCAGCAGACCAUCCACGUCUUCCAGGUGACCCCUGAAGGCACUUUCAUUGACGUGAGGACCAUCGGCCGCUUCUGCUACGAGGAUGACCUCCUCACCGUGUCAGCUGUCUUCCCUGAGGUGCAGCGGGACAGUCAGACGGGCAUGGCCAGUCCUUUCCGAGAUCCCUUCAUCAACUCCCUCAAACACCGGCUGCUGGUGUACUUGUGGCGCCGGGCGGAGCAGGACGGGAGUGCGAUGGCCAAGAGGCGCUUCUUCCAGUACUUUGACCAGCUGCGGCAGCUGCGCAUGUGGAAAAUGCAGCUUCUGGACGAAAACCAUCUGUUUAUCAAGUACACUAGUGAGGACGUGGUCACCCUGCGGGUCACGGAUCCAUCACAGGCAUCUUUCUUUGUGGUGUACAAUAUGGUGACAACAGAAGUGAUUGCUGUGUUUGAGAAUACAUCCGAUGAGCUUUUAGAGCUCUUUGAGAACUUCUGUGACCUCUUCCGUAACGCCACCCUGCACAGUGAAGUCCAGUUUCCCUGCUCAGCUUCUAGCAACAAUUUUGCAAGGCAGAUCCAGCGCCGGUUUAAAGACACUAUCGUAAACGCCAAGUACGGAGGGCACACGGAGGCAGUACGCCGGCUGCUGGGGCAGCUCCCCAUCAGUGCCCAGUCUUACAGCGGUAGCCCCUACCUUGAUUUGUCUCUCUUCAGCUAUGACGACAAGUGGGUGUCCGUCAUGGAGCGACCCAAGACUUGUGGAGAUCACCCUAUCAGAGCAGCCACCGAGUGAGUGCUUUUUGGAACUAAGAGAGAAAGAUAACCACUGGCAAACGAAGUUUUACUGGCAUACUGAGUUUCGUGGAAAAGGACCGCCUGUCACACAACCAACAAGGCAAGUGAAGGAAGGGGAGACUGUCACAGGCCUCGGAAUAAAUGGAAGAAGUUGUAAUGCAACGAAAGGCCUUGUGUGACCAAUUCAUGCAAAGCGCAGGACUAAUCAUUAAGGUGUGAACUGGUCAGAAACUUCCUGCUGACUCUGAACAGAAGUUGAUUCACUUCCAGGGGCAUGUGAUUCAAAAUAGGAAGAAAAUGAAAACUAGAACCUAAGUCGAAUGAGAAAUACUAAUGACACUGGAUGUUCUUCAGUGUGCCCCUAAUACCUCUAAAUCCAAAAAAAAAAAAAAAAAAAAAAAAGGCCUAAAAUGCUCUUUGAAUAUGUAUAUGUUUUAAGGGUACUAGUAGGGUUUGUUUUAACUCCAUACGGUAAGACACACAGAGAUGGAAAUGACUGUCAUGAAGGAAGAAGUCUGUUUUACCUACACGUCUCUAGAAAUGGGGCAGGGCAUAUCAGGCCCCAUGGGGAGGCAGCUGGGUCAAUCGGGAGGUCGAGGAGCCAGGGGAAAAUGUGGGUGAGAGCCUUUAUUGUGGUUUCUACAACAGGCAAGGCAGGCUGAGAAGGCUUGGGAUUGGCUAAUCUGAAUAAUUUCGGUGAGCUCUGCGACAUAGGGGCUGCCCCUAGUUGUCUGAUACCUGGCUCUGAGGUGAUUAGGGCAGCUGGAUAGUGGCCCAGAGUGUGAGAGCACCAUAUAGGAGGUGGUUGGGGCGUUGGCUCCGGAUUGGUUGGUGUGCGUCUAAAGGCACACUCCCAGGGAGUUGUUUGCUGUCUCUAGGAGUUAGCUGACCCUGGGAGGGGCAGUCCCUGUAAGGUCAGUGAGGUCCUAAUAGGUCAAAGCAUCAGAAAAUAAAAGGUACGGUUAAUACGGUACAAAAUGUCCUAAGUACUAAGCGUCGUCAUGGUACGAUUAUCUAGGUUCCUUUGUUAGUGCCGCAUGGUUGGUAGCCCGCUUCCAGGAUGUCCCGCAGUGAUCCCGCCUCCUCGAUUCAUGCUCUUGGGUAGUUCCCUCCCACAUUGUAUCUGGGUUGGUCUGUGUGACCAAAACGACACAAGCAGAAAUGUGAGUGUGUCACUUUCAAGCCUCGGUUUAUAAACGGCAUCUUGGGGCCAGGCUUCUGCAUCCACUCUACCCCCCCCCCCCCCCCCGCUUCAACCACUCACUCUGGGGGAGACCAGCUGUCCUGUCGUGAGGACAUUCGGACAGCCUUCCGGAGAGACCCGCUUGGCUUCUUGCUAAUUAGCAUGGGAGGGAGAUACCUUGGAAGCGGGUCCUCCGGCCUCAGUCAAGCCUGCGGAUGACUGCAGCCUCAUGAGAAACCCUGAGCAAGAACCACCCAGCCAAGCCACUUCCAGAUUCUUGACUCUCAGAAAGCCUGUGAGAUAAAUGUGGUUUUAAGCUGCUGAGUUUGGGGGGCAAUUUGCUAUGUAACAAUAUCUGAUGAACACACAUAAAUAAUGGCGUGUUUUGCAAUAUGGCACCUUAUGUUUGAAAAAGGCCAUAUUACCCUCGUUUUAUAAAUAAGGAAACUAAUCUCUGAGACGCUAAGUGAUUUGCCCAUCAUUACUAGUUAAUAGCAGGUAAAACUAAUCCAGCCUGUGUCAGAAUUCACUUAAAUCCUGGAUUUAUAGAGAUCUAAACUGGGGUUUCACUGAUUACCAAUAACAUUCACAGGGAAUUCUUACGUUUCAGCGCCUCUGUAUCCACUCCCUCCCUUAGAGGGGGAUGACCAAUAAGGAUAUUUUUUAUUAAGGUUGAAAAUCCACAUAUUUCUCCCUCUUCACACGAGUUUAUUGGUUGGCUUAUUUGUUCAUUUAUGUAUUAAAAAUGUUUUGAGGACCUACUAAGUGCCAGGAACUAGGAAUAUAAGAAUUCGUGUCAUAGCCCCAACCGUUUCUGGUCUGAAAAUGUUUCUGAAUACAGCCGUACCUCAGAGAUAGUGCCAGUUUGGUUCCCCAGCACUGCCGUAAAACGGAUAUCACAAUAAAGCAAGUCAAAUGACUGCUUUUGUUUCCCUGUGUGUAUAAAAGCUGUAUUUACACCAUGCAAUAGUCUGUUAAGUGUGCAGCAGCAUUAUGUCUAAAAAAAACAAUGCACAUACCUUAAUUUUAAAAAUGUCGCUAAAAAAUGCUGCCACCUGAGCUUUCAGUGGGCUGUAAUCUUUUUGCUGGUGGAGGGUCUUGCCUCAGUGUCGACGGUGCUGACUGGUGGCCGCUGAAGGUUGGGGUGGCUGUGGCAAUUUCUCAAAAUAAGACAACAGAGAAGUUUGCUGCAUCAAUGGACUCUUCUAUCACAAACGAUUUCUCUGUAGCUGGUGAUGCCAUUUGAUGACUUUUUCCCACAGCAGAGCUUCUUUCAAAAUUGGAGUCUUCUCAAAACCCGCCGCUGGGCUGUCAGCUGAGUGUAGGUAAUAUUCCAAAUCCUUUGUUGUCAUUUCAACAGUCUCCUCCGCCAGGAGGAGGCGCCGUCUCAGGGAACCGCUUUCUGUGCUCUUCCCAAGAAGCAACUCUUCAUCUGUUACAGUUUGAUCAUGAGAUUUCAUCAAUUCAAUCCCAUUUUCAGGCUCCGCUUCCUGUUCUCUUGCUGUUUCCACCACAUCUGCAGUGACUUUUUCUCCUGAAGUCUUGAACCCCUCAAAGUCAUCCAGGAGGGUUGGGAUCAAUUUCUUCCAAACUCCUGUUCAUGUUGGUAUUCUGACCUCUUCUCAUGAGUCAUGAAUGUUCUUAUUGGCAUCCAGAAUGGUGAAGCCUUUCCAGAAGGUUUUCAAUUUACUUGCCCAGAUCCGUCAGAGGAAUCCCUAUGUGUGGCAGCUGUAGCCUUACAAAAUGUAUUUCUUAAAUAAUAAGACCUGAAAGUUGAAAUUAUGUCUGGAUCAUGGGCUGCAGAAUGGAUGUUGUGUCAGUAGCUGUGUAAACAACAUCAGUCUCGUACAUCUCCAUCAGAAUUCUUGGGUGACCAGAUGCAUUGUCAACGAGCAGCAAUAUUUUGAAAGGAAUCAUUUUUUUUUUCUGAGCAGUAGGUCUCAACAGUGUUUGGGUUUGCAGUAUUUCGUGUACCAUGUUGUAAACAGAAGUACUGUCCGGACUUUGUUACAUCACUGACAGAGCACAGGCAGAGUAGGUUGAGCAUAAUUCUUAAAGGCCCUAGGAUUUUCAGAGUGGCACAUGAGCACAGGCUUUCACUUGAAGCCAGCAGCUGCAUUAGCCCCUACCAACAGAGUCAACCUGUCCUUUGAAGCCAGAUGUUGACUUCUCUCCAGCUAAGAAAGUCCUAGAUGGCAUCUUCUUCUGAUAUAAGGCCGUUGCAUCCACACUGAAAAUCUGUUGUUUGGUGGAGCCACCUUCAUUAACGAUCACAGCUGGAGCUUCUGGAGAACUUGCUGGAGCUUCUACAUCAGCACUCGCUGCUUCACCUUGUAGUUUCAUGUUAUGGAGAAGGUGUCUUGUCUUCCCUUAAACCUUACGAACCAACCUCUGCUGGCUUCCAACCUGUCUUCUGUGGCUUCCCUACCUCUCUCAGCCUUCACGGAAGUGAAGAGAGUGAGGGCCUUGCUCUGGAUUAGGCUUUGCCCCCAGGGAAGGUUGUGGCUGGUUGGAUCUUCUCUGCAGGCCAUGAAGACUUUCUCCUUGUCAGCAGUGAGGCUGUUUCUCUUAUGUGUGUGUUCACUGGGGUAGCACUUUUAAUGUCCUUCAAGAAUUUUUCCUUUACAUUCACAACUUGCCUAACUGUUUGGGGCAAGAGGCGUAGCUUUUGGCUUCUCUCAGCUUUCAAUAUGCCUUCCUCACUGAGGUUAAUCAUUUCCACCUUCUGAUUUCAAGUGAGAGAUGUGUGACUCUUCCUUUCACGCAGACACUUAGAGGCCACCGUAGGGUUACUAAUU
Prionailurus viverrinus (fishing cat) is the source of this 5864-nucleotide messenger RNA. RefSeq names its product DET1 partner of COP1 E3 ubiquitin ligase (gene DET1). The transcript is spliced from 5 exons. Gene Ontology annotation, cellular component: cullin-RING ubiquitin ligase complex; nucleus. Gene Ontology annotation, biological process: protein ubiquitination; positive regulation of proteasomal ubiquitin-dependent protein catabolic process. Gene Ontology annotation, molecular function: ubiquitin protein ligase binding; ubiquitin-like ligase-substrate adaptor activity. The record is from RefSeq and is a predicted model, not a curated record. Bases 403 to 1881 code for a protein of 492 amino acids. NCBI's taxonomy places the organism in Eukaryota, Metazoa, Chordata, Mammalia, Carnivora, Felidae.